This is a messenger RNA of Triticum aestivum (bread wheat), 887 nucleotides long. RefSeq lists its product as uncharacterized. Lineage: Eukaryota; Viridiplantae; Streptophyta; Magnoliopsida; Poales; Poaceae. The transcript has 4 exons. The record is from RefSeq and is a predicted model, not a curated record. The coding region runs from base 214 to 657 and encodes 147 amino acids.
AGGUGGAUCCACGCGUGUGGGUUUCCUCGGCAUUACCCUCUCCUCCACAGAAAGCUUGCGUCCGCGGCUGCUCUCUUUUUCCACACGGGCGCGCUGCGGCGGCGAUUCCCCACCGGCGAGAUUUCGACGGACGGACUGGAGGUCAACGGGAGCGGUGGAGCUAACAUCACCGGAUGGAAAAGUGAUGUGUUCCCGGUGGAAUCCCAAGAUUCCAUGAGUGCUCCAUCCCUAGAGCUCGAGAAGGACGAAGAAGCAGCGGUGGUUGGAGAUGGGCAGAGAUACGAGGUGUGCUCUGAAGCUACAAGCGGCUGGACGAGGAGGGUGAGGCUCGGGAAAGCACCUGGUGAGAGGGACAUGAACCACGACAGGAAAACCGCGGUUGAGCUGUCUGUCCGUGCUUAUGCUGAAAAAUGUGAAGGGCAUGUCAUCAAUCCAACAAUUGGCACGGAAUUUGACUCGUUGGAUGAGGCAUAUGAGUUCUACAACCUAUAUUCAUGGGAAACUGGGUUUGGUAUACUGCUGGCGAAGAGCAGGCUCAAUGUGCAGAGAACAAGAUGUAUGCAAGAGAUUGUGUGUGCAUGCGCGGGUGAGUGUGGGAAAAGCAUAUCUGGAGAAUUUGGAGAGGGAGGCCUGACCGAAAAAGUGCUCGCAAGCUAACUGCAAGCUGGUUGGUAAAGAGGGCUUGAGUGGGUAAUUAAAAAGAUGACUUAGCUGUCAAUGUAAGGCAGUUGAUAUUUCAGUCAUUUUCGACUUCGAUUCAGGUGGUGUUUGGUUCUCUAGUCCUAGGACUUUUUCUAGUCCCAACUAAAAAGUCCCUAGUCCCUAAAAAGUUCCUCCCUGUUUGUUUCCAGAGACUAAAAAGUCCCUAGUCCCUUUCUAGAGGUUAU